UUUUAUCUACACAAAGUAAACAUAUAAAUCCAAAAACAUAGUCCCCACAACCUUGUCUGAAUGUGGACAAACCUAAUCCAUCCUAGUAGACGACAUUUUUACACAGAAGCUGAGAAAAUCAAGAUAAAAAAUGGAAUUAGAUGGGAAAAAUAACCAGAAGCACUUUGUGUUGGUUCAUGGAGCAUGCCAUGGCGCAUGGUGUUGGUACAAAGUGGUGACGAGGCUGAGAUCGGCGGGCCACCGCGUAACCGCCCUCGACAUGGCGGGUGCUGGAGCUGACACCGGAUGCGUGGAGGAACUCAGCUUGUUCUCCGACUAUUGCCGCCCGCUGGUGGAGUUGAUGGAGGGUUUGCCGUCGGAUGAACGGGUGGUUCUUGUGGGCCACAGCUUGGGUGGGAUUUGCAUAUCUCUUGUGAUGGAGAAGUUUCCGGACAAAAUUGGUUUGGCUGUUUUUGUGGCGGCGAUCAUGCCGGGUCCCGAUUUUACUGUCCUCACUGCUCUUGGAAAGCUCGAGAGGGAAGCGGGUUAUUAUAUGGAUAGCCGAUUCUCAUUUGCCAACGGAGACGAAAAACCUCCAACCUCCUUCAUCUUCGGCCCCAAUUUUAUGGCCAAACACUUGUACCAACUCUCAUCUCCCGAGGAUUUGAGUCUUGCAACCUUGUUGGUUAGACGAGAAGUACCGUACGGUGGACUGGGUUUAUCAAAAGAAGUUGUUCUUACAAAAGAAAAGUACGGUUCAGUUCGCCGUGGUUAUGUGGUUUGCGAACAAGACAAUAUACUGAACCGAACUUUCCAGGAAUGGAUGAUCGACAAUAAUCCGACUGACGAGGUGAACUUUAUUUCUGGUGCAGAUCACAUGCCUAUGUUUUCUAAAUCCCAUGAAUUAUGUGCGUGUCUCGAAAAUUUAGCCGAUAAAUAUUGUUAAUUAAGCAGUACCCCUGAUUAUUUGUAUUAUAUUGACAUAAAUUCAUUUUCAUGUAUGUGAAUUUAAAAUCUGCAACUGUACCAAAAAUCGAGAAUGCAACAAUGGCAUUUUCCACGGA
Molecule: messenger RNA, 1043 nt
Organism: Erythranthe guttata (spotted monkey flower)
Lineage: Eukaryota; Viridiplantae; Streptophyta; Magnoliopsida; Lamiales; Phrymaceae
Product: methyl jasmonate esterase 1
Biological process (GO): jasmonic acid metabolic process; salicylic acid metabolic process
Molecular function (GO): methyl salicylate esterase activity; methyl jasmonate esterase activity; methyl indole-3-acetate esterase activity
Source: RefSeq, a predicted model, not a curated record